Molecule: messenger RNA, 711 nt
Organism: Suillus fuscotomentosus
Lineage: Eukaryota; Fungi; Basidiomycota; Agaricomycetes; Boletales; Suillaceae
Product: P-loop containing nucleoside triphosphate hydrolase protein
Exons: 1
Coding region: 1-711 (236 amino acids)
Biological process (GO): double-strand break repair via homologous recombination
Cellular component (GO): cytoplasm; chromosome; nucleus
Molecular function (GO): 3'-5' DNA helicase activity; four-way junction helicase activity
Source: RefSeq, a predicted model, not a curated record
AUGGUCCGCGUCAUCAGAGCUCCGUUACAUCGACCUAACAUACAUUACUCUGUCAUCAAAGUACCUGUGAAAGAAGUCAUCCAGAAGUUUACCGAUGUCUUCAAUUCGACCGUUCUCAACGCAAUGGACAGGGGCAUUAUAUACUGUACGAGAAUCGACCUCAUCAAGGAUCUCGCCAAAACUCUCGGCAUUCCAUACUACACCAGCAAACUCGAUGAUCAGCUGGACGAGCGCGCAAACACACAGGAGAAGAAACGAAGAUUCCAAGCCUGGCGCGACGGUAGCACACCCAAGGAGAGAUGGAUGAUCGCAACACUUUGUUUUGGCGAGGGGAUCGAUUUUCCUGGAGUCCGGGUUGUCAUCCAUCUAGAGGUGAAUAAUAUGCUACGGUUCUUGCAAGAGACCGGUCGAUUAGGAAGGGACGGGCUCCCCUCGUCUUCUGUUUUGAUUUACAGCAAACUGCCACUGUACGGCGAGCCUGACAGAGACGAGCAUCUUGGCGUACUUCCAAUGAGAGAGUUCAUUCAGACGGAUGGCUGUCGUCGCCUCACGUUUCAACAUUUUGACCCUGACGCUCACUCGUGCUCAUCAUUCGCCGGUACUCUACUUUGUGACAACUGCCAGUUCAUGAAAAAUGUGAGUGUUUCGUACUUGUUAUAUGCGCUCAUUGUAAUUGACCCAACCCUUUUAGUCUGCAGACGUCACUGUUAG